CAUCAACAACAACAACAAGAAGAAGAAGAUGACAGACACAACAACAGCAGCAAAGAAACGAUUCAUAGGAAAAUCAGGAGGAGCAGCAACCAAGAACAACAGCACUCGAACAGCAGCCAAGAAACGGACGAACGAAGUACCAAGGGAGAUACUCGAGAACGAGCUACUGAACCGACUGAUCCAGGAAUGUCUGCCAAAGACCUACAACUUCGAGCUCCACAAGACCAUCCACCAGGUCAUCCAGAACCAGGUGACGAUCUUGGGCCUCCAGAUGCCCGAAGGACUGCUCCAGUUCUCCCUCACCAUCUCCGACCUCAUCCGCAAGUUUUGUCCCGACUGCCAGCACGUCGUCGUCCUCGGUGAUGUCACUUACGGCGCCUGCUGUGUGGACGACUUCACGGCUAAAGCCCUAGGCUGUCAGAUGCUCAUCCACUAUGGUCAUUCCUGUCUCAUCCCGGUCGACCAAACCUCGAUCAAGACUCUCUACGUCUUUGUCGAGAUCGGGAUCGACAGGAGCCAUCUCACAGACACCAUCCGAGCGAACUUCCCUCAAUGUCUCCGCGAAGAAGAAGCAGAAGCAGAAGUGGCUGAGGGAGGGCUGAAGCAUCUGUCGAUCGAGCACGAGGACAGUAAUCCUGGAGAGCAAGAGCUGCAUCUGGCCAUCGUCGGCACCGUCCAAUUCGUCUCCGCCGUCCAAGCGCUCAAACACGAGCUCGAACUCCCGACCUCUACUCUCCCGCUCGCCCAGCAGCCUAAACAAAUCACCCACCAAACUAUCCCGGAUGAUGCCCUCCAACCUGCGCCCAAAGCUUCGUCCUGUCGUUUCCGGGUCACCGUGCCGCAAGUCAAGCCGCUCAGUCCGGGCGAGAUCUUGGGCUGCACGGCUCCUCGACUGGCCUCCGACGUCGACGCCAUCCUGUAUUUGGGAGACGGAAGGUUCCAUCUCGAGGCAAUCAUGAUCGCCAACCCUUCGAUCCCAGCCUUCAGAUACGACCCGUAUGAGAAGAAGAUCACCCGCGAAGGGUACGACCAUGUCCAGAUGCGCCGCGUCCGUGCCUCGGCCAUCCACCUCGCCCGACACUCCCUGCGGACCGGCCCCGUCUCCUCGCCCAAUAACACUCCCAAGGAAGACCUGUCGUCGUCGUGCUUAGACCAAGAGGAGGGGGCUUCGGAUAGGGCCUGGGCGGUGGUGUUGGGCACAUUGGGACGACAGGGCAGUCUCUCGGUGCUCAAAUCGAUCACCAGCGGGCUGGGAGCCAAGUCGGGACCGAAGAAGCUGGCCGUCCCGCUCCUGGUCUCGGAGCUGUCGGCGCUCAAGCUCGGCCCAUUGACGGCCCACAUCGACGUGUGUGUGCAGACCUCGUGUCCCCGUCUCUCGAUCGACUGGGGCCACGAUUUCCUCUGCCAUCGUCCUCCCGCUUCUCAGGCCGGUGCAGCCGACGGCCAUCGGACGGCCAGGGUCGUCCCGCUCCUCAAUCCCUACGAGGCUAAAGUCGCCCUCGGUCAGGCUGUCGGGUUCCAUCUUGAGUCGCUGAAUGACUCCGCCGAUCGCUCGUUGUUGGACUCUUAUCCCAUGGACUUCUAUGCGGAUGAGUCGUUAGGCGACUGGACCCCCCGUCACGGAAGAAACAUCCGUCCUCGGCGGGCUCCUGUUGUCCCUCCGGUCCAAUAACCAGGCUUCCAUUUUCUUUUUUUUCUUUCGGAUCUUCGCUUUCUUCUCUUCCCUCCAAUUUACUCCCUUUUUUCUCUUUUUUUUUGGGUGUGGGCUUCCAAUAUGUAUUGUUCUCUUUUUAUACUCUUUUAUCCGUGUUUGUCCAAAAUCAAGCCCCCCAAAAAAACACUUUGGUUGUUAUUCUUAUAUGUUUCAAGUAUAGCAAUAUGUGUAUGUGUCCAGUUAGUUGUUCUCUCAGCGUGCAUUACUCAUAAGCGUUGUCAGAUGGAUGAGGACUGUAGAACAAAUGAUUUCACAGUUCAUUUUU
This is a messenger RNA of Puccinia graminis f. sp. tritici CRL 75-36-700-3, 1979 nucleotides long. RefSeq lists its product as uncharacterized. Gene Ontology annotation, molecular function: 2-(3-amino-3-carboxypropyl)histidine synthase activity. Lineage: Eukaryota; Fungi; Basidiomycota; Pucciniomycetes; Pucciniales; Pucciniaceae. Bases 29 to 1672 code for a protein of 547 amino acids. Gene Ontology annotation, biological process: protein histidyl modification to diphthamide. The transcript has 5 exons. The record is from RefSeq and is a predicted model, not a curated record.